Anopheles maculipalpis is the source of this 4328-nucleotide messenger RNA. RefSeq names its product polycomb protein Sfmbt (gene Sfmbt). The record is from RefSeq and is a predicted model, not a curated record. The coding region runs from base 128 to 4318 and encodes 1396 amino acids. Lineage: Eukaryota; Metazoa; Arthropoda; Insecta; Diptera; Culicidae. Gene Ontology annotation, cellular component: nucleus. Gene Ontology annotation, biological process: heterochromatin formation; regulation of DNA-templated transcription. Gene Ontology annotation, molecular function: zinc ion binding. The transcript has 7 exons.
CGCCGAAUGAAGAGAACUGGAACGGCUUGGGAAGCAAAGAAGUCAUACGUGCUUGCUGCUGCUGCUGCUGCUUCUCCGCUGAGACGGGACAAACGCAAGCUCGAUAUGUCGUGCUAGUGGUCAAAUAAUGAACGUUUUCAAUCGAGUACUGCCUAGUAUGAAUCCUCAAGAGUUCGGUACUAUGGUUUGGAUGGGACAGCUCGCAUCACCGCUUGAUGAGAACUUAACAAACUAUUACGGACCAGCGGUUACGAACGUUAUGGAAGACAUCACACAACAGACCCAAACUAUGGACAUGAAUCCGGCUGCAAUCAGUUCGCUAAUCAGUGAAUACGGUGGACAUUUAACGGCCAUUCCUACGCCGUCCGGCUUGGCCACGGUGCCGAAUGCUGCGGAAGCAAUGGCACUGACUAAUUCGGAAUUGUUCAAUAUUCAGCAGCAGCAACAGCAGCAACAGGCUCAACACCAUCAGCAACUACUGCAGCAACAGCUCGCACUGAGUGGUUAUAGUUUUUUGGACCAAGCCGCUGCCCUGUCGGCCGCCAAUAGUCUAUCAGCGCAUGGAGACGCAACGGCAGCGUCCGGUCUUGGGCCACCACCAACUUUGGCGAGUGUUGGGAUGCGUCUCCUGGACGGAAGUGGAAAGCUUGCGGUCAACAAUAGGGUACUGGCAGUGGCCGGUGCAGCAGCAGCAGCAGCAGCUGCAGCAGUAGCUACAUCGUCCGCCUCCGACGAGGAUGGAAUCAACGAAGUGUUGGACGACCAAGGCGAAGACGAGGAGCAAAACUACGAGCAAUAUCAACAAAUGAUAAACAAUGGUUUGGGAAACGAUUACCUUGCCGUUCCCGGCCAGGACAAUCUGCUGCCGUACAAGUAUAUGAGCGAUCCCCAUAUGCUGCAGCACAAUUUUCUCGACUACGACGUGAUGGCGGAUGCGUCGAACAGUAACAGCAGUAACAGCAACAGUCGAUGUAGUCCCGGCGGAACAGAUACGAUGGACGUGGAACAUCAAAGUACGGCAUCGAACCAAUCGGAUUCGCGAUUUCAGCAGCAACGCCAACAAGAAGCACUCGGCGGUAGUGACGUAUCUUAUCCUGGUACGAUCUAUAGCGGUACGAUGCCGGUUGAACGACAUCCCAGUAAAAAAAUUAGACCCGUGAAGAGACCUGGCCUGGUACUAAAAACCCCAAUUGCUUACAAAGGUGACAUUGAUCCGUCGGUGAUUCCCAUACAACGCGAUGGCAUGGCAAUCUGUGAAAAAUGCGGUGCCAUCGGAGUAAAACAUUCGUUCUAUACCAAGCAGCGACGGUUUUGUAGUUUGGCAUGUGCGCGCUCGUUCGAAUCACUUCGCGUGUACAGUACACCGUUGCACCGUGCACCUGGAAACAAAGUGUCUGCCUCGGCAAACGACGACAGCAGCAGCAAACAACUGGCCACAUCAACGUCGGCCGACGCAUCCAACAGCAUUGGGUUGCUCCCGACACCGCCCGAACAAUUGAUAGACGAUUCAAAUUUGUCUACGGGUGACGUGGAUAGUAAACGUGUGACGUUACCGUCACUGCAUCAGCAUCAAGAACAAGUACAAAAUAUCGGGUAUCGCUUCAAGAUGUCCGGCACAUCGCAUACUCUAGCGAACUCCGGUAGUGGUGGAGGUAUCAAUAGCAAUAGUCACGAUGGCAGCAGUAACACCGCCACCAAUGGUAUGUUCGGUGGCAAGAUAAUCGGUGGAGCAGGCAUGCUGCAGGAGAUACUGCCCCAGGAGGACAUUCCUCAGCUGCCGAAGGGAACCCGUUUACCUUCGCCCUGUCCCCAGGACGAUCGCAUCAACAGCAUCCGCCGUAAGCCGAACGAGUUUCACAACUCGUACGAUUGGACGCAAGCACUAGCGGAACCAAAGUUUUACGCCGCCCCUGUCACCUGUUUCAAGCACGCGCCCGGCUACGAUAUGUGGCCGAACGUUGUGAUCGGUAUGAAGGUGGAGGUGGAAAACACGGACUGUGAUUUUCAGCAGGCGCUAAUCGGUGGUAUGCCGCAUAGCUUCUGGGUCGCGACAGUAUUGCGCAUCUGUGGGUACAAGGCGCUACUACGUUACGAGGGUUUCGAUGGAGAUGGCUCGAAAGAUUUCUGGGUUAAUCUGUGCUCGGCCGAAGUUCACCCGGUGGGUUGGUGUGCGACACGCGGCAAACCGCUGAUACCACCAAAGAGCAUCGAAAAACCAUCCCCAGAUUGGAAGGAAUUUCUCGUAGCACGGCUUUCGAAUGCGCGCACCCUGCCCUCGACGUUCUACAACAAAAUUAGUGAUAGUUUUAAGUCUCGGUUUCGCGUUGGUUUGAACCUGGAGGUAGUAGAUAAAAAUCGUAUUUCGCAAGUAAAACUGGCGACUAUCAGCAAGAUCAUUGGGAAACGAUUGUACGUUCGAUACUACGAUAGCUCACCGGAUGAUUAUGGCUUCUGGUGUCACGAGGACUCGCCACUAAUACAUCCCGUCGGUUGGGCAACGACCGUCGGACACAACUUAGCCGCACCGGAGGAAUACAUGGACAGGAUGAAUGCGGCAAGCGAUCAGAUACUGGAACCUCACGAAGACGACGCUACGAUGGACCUAUUCAAGACCAACUUCCAAUUCGAAGAGUACUGUUACGAUGGCAAGCAGACGGGGUUCGAAGAAAACAUGAAGCUGGAAGCAGUAGAUCCGCUAAACCUUUCCUCGAUCUGUGUUGCCACCGUGAUGACGGUGUUGAAGUUCGGCUACAUCAUGGUACGCAUCGAUUCUUACGAUCCGGACGUGAACGGAGCGGAUUGGUUUUGCUAUCACGAGAAAUCGCCCUGCAUUUUUCCGGUCGGGUUCUGUGCAAAGAACAACAUAACGCUGACACCACCGAAAGGGUACGAUCUUAAUACUUUUACCUGGGAACAGUAUCUGCUUGACACCAAUAGCAAACCGGCAACGGAGGACAUCUUUCACCGAGACCAGAUACGGCAACGGUUUAAGGUUGGAAUGAAAUUGGAAUCUGCCGAUUUGAUGGACCCAAGACUGAUCUGUGUUGCAACGAUUGCACGUGUGGUUGGUCGAUUGUUGAAGGUACACUUUGACGGUUGGGAAGAUGAGUACGACCAAUGGUUGGAUAGUGAAAGUCCCGAUAUCUAUCCUAUCGGUUGGUGUGUCCUCGUCGGCCACAAACUUGAGGGUCCACGGAUUCUGCCAAAGGUAGUGCCGACGCAAAAAAUUUCACCCAAAACGACCAAGAAGGGAAGAAGGAAGAAGAAACUGAAAAUGGAGUGUCCGCAAGAUGAUGAAAUAGUAGGUUGUUUACAUUAUAUCGAUAAUUUUCCAGCCCAACCUGCUCCAACGACACGCACGGCGAGAAUCAAAAAAGAACAAGAAUACUUCGAGCAGCAAAAACUACUGUCCACCAAUCCAAGCCAAUUCGAUUACAGUCCUCUCGGUCACAUGGUGGCGACCGAUCUAGCUGGUCAGCUAUCGCAACAGUUUGCGAACGACGUCUCAAUGCUGAUGGGAAAUCAGUUGCAAAUGCAACAAAACCAUCAAUCCUCGGAGAUGGACGUUGCAUUAGGUGGUGGUGUUACCACCAGCAGCAGUACACCGUUACACAACUUCAUCAAGCACGAGACAAACCACGACACAUCUCUGUUGAGUGGCGGCAGUGCGCUCGGACCUAUCUUCGACCAUUCGUCGAGCGGAACUACCGGGCCAACCAAUGCCACCACUAACUCCACCACAAGCAACGCGAUGGAAACGGAUGAUGUAGAUGUGCGCACGGAGGACGAGGAUGGUGAAUCUAGUUCUGCCACCGGGCUACCGUCUACGGCACCUUCGUCGGAAAUUGCAGACAACGAGAUAGAUAAAACGAUACCACGAUUAAUUCAUCAAGAUACAGCCAACAGUGGCGGUUCGCCGGACUCUGUUAGUGGUGGUAUCGCGGGAGGGCUCAGUAACUCGAACGGAAGUAACUCCGGUCUGGUUGGUGCGGGCGGUAUGCUGAACACGUCUUCCACCUUCGGUAUGGCGGUGUCCAACAACAGUGGACAGCAAAUUAUGCCCGAAAGCUGGGAAGUGAAGGAUGUUGCCACCUUUCUUACGAUCAAUGAUUGUGCUGUACAUGCGGAGCGCUUCGUGCAGAACGAUAUCGAUGGCAAACGUUUGCUGGAGCUCAGCAAGGACGAUAUUAUUACGCUGCUUAAUAUGAAAGUGGGCCCGGCGCUCAAAAUUUUCGAUCUCAUUCAGCAACUAAAGUGUAAAAUCGAUCCGACCAAGUUGCGCCAUCUUUCUAAAGCGACCGGCAAAAAGUUUCUCUAGUAGCUGCUAU